AUGCUGCGCUUGACAGUGCUCCAAGCCCUGAUUGUGGGCUCCAUCGCGCAAGAGCUUUGUCUCGAUGAUGGUGUGCCAGAAAGCCAGCGAGAGUACAUCCAGGAUGAUGCCGGCAACAACAUUCCAAUCGGACUGUUUGAAAUGGCAUGGGAAUCAAACUCCCUUCUCAUCCACAUGGCAGCACUUAUGAUUCGUGAGGGUCUUGGCUUUCACGCUCAGGUGAAUCCUACAGUGGGUGGGAAUGGAGGUUCUCAAGUCUUUGCUUUGGCAGGAUGUACCGACUUCAAUGACAAAGCCAACAUGGAAUGUGGCACCCAAGAAACAACGAUCCAUGUGAGCGUGGACUCUUGGAUUGGAAGCUAUGCUUCCACUCAGAAUCAGUUCGCCAAAGAGUAUCCAAGACUUGCGGCGGAGGAUUUAGGGAGCAUGGGGUAUGCAGGAGAAGAAUCCAUGUACGUAAGCCGAGCGAUUCUCCAAGCUGCCUACAGUGAAUCCGGUCUUGCUCUGGACUUCUACAAGAGCUACAACACUACGCAUCAUGAUCCAAAGAAAUAUUUUGGUUCCAUCCACGACGUGGACCUGUCAGAGUUGGCGCUCUGCAAUGAGACCGACCUGAGCGACCGGAACCAGAUGUCGGACUAUGCCAAGUAUUCAGGCGACUACGAUGGAGUUGUCAACCAAUCAGAUGGUACAUUUGUCGCCAAGUGUACCAACGACCGCUGGUGGUAUGCCCCUGCGUGCCGUCACAAUGCCUCUACAUGUAUUCCUGUCUUCACGGCCGGGACUGGUUGGAAAGCACAGCCGAUGAUGCAAUGGUCAACGGCUUAUGGAAUUCCAGCUGCUCUCGCAGUCUCUGGAGCAUGGUCCUUGUUCUUGCAGCAUGUGCGGACUUUCCGGGCUCUCCAUUACUGGUGGGUUCCAGAUUCCACUUUCAUUGAGAUGUUGCCAGAACAGUUGCUUUUUGCUCGACACAGUGCAAACGAAUGGCUUGCUGGAGACAAGAAGACUGGAGGUCAAGGAAGCUAUGUGUCCAAGAUGGUCAGCCAAAACUUGCAAUCUAAGGCCCCAAAGGUGAAGAACUUUGUGCGGAUGAUCAACUUCGAGCUGCCAGAGCUUCAAGAUCUGCUGCUAGAGUGGCGUCAGACAGGCUCAAAGUCCGACGUGGCUUGCCGCUGGCUCAAGGAGAAUCAAGACCGUUGGAAAGCCUGGAUUCCCGAUGACACCAAUUGCCUUGAGGGCUUUGGAGUGGUGGACGAGAAUCAAGCCUUCCUCAAUAGCCGCGAGGGUGCAGUGUCCUGCGGGCUGUGUACGCCUGGCCGAUCAUCUCAAGAAGUUGAAGACGAUAAGGGGAAGACCUAUCGCUGCGCGGAAUGCGAACCUGGGGAGAGCCAAGCCCAAAGCUUCUCUACUUCGUGCGAGAAGUGCCCCAAAGGCACGAUGAGUCAUGCCUGGGGCAGCAUCAUGUGCGAGCCUUGCGGGCAGGGCUUUUACCAAGACUCUGUGGGCCACUCAAUGUGCAAAGCAUGCCCUGCUGGGCGCACCACAAAGCUGCUGGGGGCCACCGGGUUGAAAGGCUGCGUUUGCCAGGCGGGCUCGAUUGAAGAGGAGGGUCAGUGCGUGCCGUGCGGCACUGGCAUCGCGUGUCCACUGGGAAGUACGUUGGAGGAUCUGAAAAGCAAUAAUGACUCCGAUCCCAAUCUCCCUCGUGUUGAACCCGGCUUCGUGAGCCAUUGGUCCUCGCCGCUGCAGACCUUUCGCUGCCGGGGCUCGGCUUGUCCCGGUGGCGCGCCGGGCUCGUGCUUUGGUGGCCGGCAAGGUAUUGUCUGUGGGGAGUGCCCGGCAGAGAUGCAGCUUGUGAAGGAUCAGUGUGAAACAUGCACUGGCCAUGUCUCGGCCAUCGGCAGCGUCCUUCUGGUGCUCUUCAUCUUGGGGUGCAUCGUGGGCUAUUACGUCGCACCAUCCAGGUAUGAGCCGAGAGCAUCGGCCAUCUUCUGCUGCGUUGGCAGUGUUGGCAUUGCUGUUGCUUUGUUGCAGAACAUCGGCGUGUUAGGCACCGUCUCCAUCCAGUGGCCAGCGUCCACCACGCCCAUGUUCAGUGCCGGGUCCGUGGUGCUUUUGGAUCUGGAUUCCGUUGGCAUCAAUUGCGUGGCGCCAGGCAGUGUGUCCAACUACACCAUGACGCUGGUGGCUAUUGUGGUGGUUCUGAGCAUCCUGCCCAUCCUGGCAGUGUUGAGCAAUGUCAUCCCAUGGGUGAGACGCCGCGAGCUGGCCUGGAAGACGGAGAAAGUUCUCAGCAUGUCCGCGAACUUCAUGCAAGUAGCUUUCACAACUUUAGUCAGCUUGGGCUUCAUUCCCUUCAUGUGCUACGAGCACCCGAGCGGCGACCUGUCCGUCCUCAAGUUUCCCAACAUCCUUUGCGGCAGCGGCGAACACCAAUCUAUGCAGGUCCUGGGCGCUUUGGUUAUUGUGGUGGUGAGCUUGUUCUGCGCCUACUGCCGCUUUGGCCGAGUGAGACGCGUGAUUGCCUCUGCCGGGAGCCGCAAGACGCAUCGUUCGCACAACAGCAUUCUCCACAUCCCUGGUCGAUCUGGCCGCUUUCCGAGGUUGCUCUUCAUGCUGACGGGAUCGGCAGUGAUCCUUGAGGCUUUGGGCAUUCCUCAGCACGCGUCUGCAAAGCUCAAUUUGCAGCGGAUCCCCAGCCCGACGUCGGUCCUGGAGUCCUUCCGCAAGGUCGCCGAGCACAUGCGGCAGAACAUCAAUGACGAAGCCUUCGACCGGGUGCUCUUGCAGAUGUCCUGCCACGACAUCAAGCACAUCUGGUUCGCAUUAAUUCUGCUCUCACAGGAGUUGGAGGUCGAAAGGAUGAGCGCCAUGCGAAUCUCCAUGGCGCCACAAUCCCAUGACCGCGACCUGAAGUCCAAGUCGAAGUCGCCGACAUCAAUGGACGCUCAACGUCCUGUGACUAGAGGCGUACAAGAUGGCACAGAAGAGGCUCCAGUACAAUUGGCCCAACAUGACGCGCUUGCUGAUGUCCAAGAGGAAGAUGUGAAGGUGGCAGUCGAUGAGCGUCAUGCUCCUGACGACCGCCCUGAAGGGAUGCCGGUCGUGUCGAUGGCGUGCUAA
Messenger RNA from Durusdinium trenchii, 3123 nucleotides. Lineage: Eukaryota; Dinophyceae; Suessiales; Symbiodiniaceae. The record is from the annotation of a GenBank genome assembly.